AUGGCGCCUCCCUUCAAGGUGCUAAUUGUGGGUGGAGGGGUCGCAGGGCUGACGCUAGCAAUAAUGCUCGAGUUAUAUGGAUUUGAAUACGAAUUGCUUGAGAAGCAUCCCAACGUCGCCCCCAAACUGGGAGCAGGAGUGGGUAUCACUCCCAACGGGGCGCGCAUACUAGACCAGAUAGAUGUUUGGGAUUCUAUGUGCGAGUAUGCAUCUCCUGUGAAUUCUGGCGUGGCGCUUUCCCCAAAGGGGCAAACCGUCAUUUUCAAUCCGCACAUGGGAGAGUGGCUGGAGAAGCUCUUUGGCUACAAAAUCCACUUCCUGUCGCGUCACGACUGUCUCCGCAUCCUAUUUGACAAGAUCAAGCAAAAGUCCAACAUCCACCUACAAAAAGAAGUGACCCGGAUCAGCGUCGGCCAACCUGGAGAAAGGGCACGAGUAGAGACCAAAGAUGGCUCAAUAUACACCGCAGAUUUAGUCAUUGGUGCAGACGGUGUUAGGAGUGGCGUGAGGAGUGAGCUCUGGCGUCAUGCUGAUAUAGAGAAGCCUGGCUACAUCCCCAAGCAGGACAAGACGGGCAUUGUGUCCCUGUACACAGCUGUGAUUGGCAUAUCUCAUGAUCCAGGACUGCCCCGAGGCGGAAAUGCGCGAGCGUACAACCAUCUACGGUCCUACUUCUUCUCAGAAGGUAUGGAACGCUCAGGAGAGUUCUACUGGUGGCUAUGCGUCAAGAACGAGGAGCCGAUCAAAGGGAUCGUCCCCAAGCUCUCCUCUGACACGAAGCAGGCUCUGCUAGACAAGUAUGCAGACGAUAACAUAGGGCACGGCCUGACUCUGGGAGGGCUGCACAAGAAAUCUACCUAUUCUACCAUCAUCCCAUUGCAGGAAUUUGUUCUAGAAAAGUGCUUCUAUAAGAACAUUCUCCUCAUCGGCGACGCCUUCCGGAAGCUGCACCCCGUAGCUGGCCAAGGAGCGAACUCGGCCGUAGAGGAGAGCGCUAUGGUGGCAGACAUGCUAUGGAAACUCCGAGAAAACGACACUCUACACGAUACACUCCGUUUCAACCAAGCAUUGACCGAGUUUCAGAAGGAGAGGUUUGUUAGGACGACAGCACUGCGAGAGGACGCCAAUCUGGUGCAGCGGAUGGAGUCCUUCGACAACCCAGUCAUGAAAUUCAUGGCUCUGCAUGUCAUUCCUCGACUUCCAUUCGUGGUGGCCUUUUUACCUCAGCUGGCUGUCUCCUUCACGCCAGCUCGCUGCAUGGAGCAUCUGCCGCCGCCCAAGGCAGGCAUGUGCCCAUUUUCACCAGAUAUGCAAGCGAAGCCAAAUCCACGGUCGCCUCUGGCCACAAUCUCAUGGAUAAGCUUCUUGAUACUCGCUGCAUGCUUUCCAUUGUCGGCUCACAGGUUUCUUUCAACUUCGAGCAGCAGCGUCCUCGAGUUCUCUCCAGUAUUCCAGAUAUACGUUUGUAUGAUGGCAGUAUCUAUCAGUGGGCUUUGGGUCGUCGAGUCUUAUAAGGCAUCGUUGCUAGUGUCACCAAUGAGCAGCUCUCUUCCAUGGAUUCUAGCCUCAAACUACUGGGGGUGGGAAAAGACUUUACCCGUCUAUCUGUGUUUUCAUGUAAUAUCGAGCCAACAUGCCGUACACUACUACACUCCACAGUUCAUGACAGAUCUCGGAGCAGCAAAGUCUCUACUGCCAUGCUUGAUAAUGGUCUACAGUAUCCCAAUCAUUCUCACCGCCCUGGGAAUCACCGAUAAUAGGCUGUUCGACUGGUGGCCUGUCGCUCAAUACACUUUCCCGAUACUGGUAUACAUGAGCAGCAAAUUACUUGGGGCAAUAAAAGCCGUUCCUCAAGGCGUGGAAGUUGUCUUCACCAGCGUCGACGUCCCCUACCAGCGACGGUUCUUUACCACCAUUGCUGUCGUUUCCAGCGCUGUGCACAUCACCCUAAUUGGGAGCUACAGUGCUGCUCUCUUCAACGAGGGCAUUGUUAGCCUGCUUUCGCCACCACUUGGGAGGGCCCUUGUAUCUUUGACCAGCCUUACUGUCGCGUGGUGUUGA
This is a messenger RNA of Bipolaris victoriae FI3, 2061 nucleotides long. RefSeq lists its product as hypothetical. NCBI's taxonomy places the organism in Eukaryota, Fungi, Ascomycota, Dothideomycetes, Pleosporales, Pleosporaceae. The transcript is spliced from 5 exons. Gene Ontology annotation, molecular function: FAD binding. Bases 1 to 2061 code for a protein of 686 amino acids. The record is from RefSeq and is a predicted model, not a curated record.